AUGGAAAGCCAAAACCCAAUCCGCGUCGAGCAGCCUCGCCUCGUCGCCCGUCGCAGCAUCGCUUCGCCGCACCACCGUUCUCCCCUUCCUGCCUCCUUUACUCCCCUUCCGCCUCCCAUUCUCCCCUUCCCGCCUCCCUUUUCCCCCUUCACGCCUUCCCGUCACGCCUUCUCGCCUUCAAGCCACGCCUUCUCCCCUUCCCGCCACGCCUUCUUCCCUUCCCUCCCUUCCCAUCGUUCUCCGACUGCCUCACCGCGCUUUAAUUCGACUGACGCGACCUCAUCUCACCUUGCCUCGCAGGUUCCCCGCGCUUAUCCCCCGCCUUCUCUCCCUCCUUUCCCAUCUCCUCUCCCUCCCUUCCCAGCUCCUCUCCCUCCCUUCCCAUCUCCUCUCCUUCCCUUCCCAUCUCCUCUCCCUCCCUUCCCGCCUCCUCUCCCUCCCUUCCCUUCUCUUCUCCCUCACUUCCCAUCUCCCCCUUCUCCCUUCCCGUCCCUCCUUUCACAUCUCCCCUCACUCCCUUCCCGUCCCUCCCUUCCCAUCUCCACUCCCUCCUUUCUCGUCCCUCCUUUCACAUCUCCCCUCCCUUCCGAUCUCGCCUCCCUCCCUUCCCAUCUCCCCUCCCCCCCUUCCCAUCUCCCCUCCCUCCCUUCCCAUCUCCCCUCCCUCCCUUCUCAUCUCCUCUCCCUCCCUUCCCGUCCUUCCCUUCCCGUCCCUCCCUUCCCAUCUCCCCUCCCUCCCUUCACGUCGCUCCCUUCCCAUCUCCCCUCCCUCCCUUCCCAUCUCCCCUCCCUCCCUUUUCAUCUCCUCUCCCUCCCUUCCCGUCCCUCCCUUCGCGUCCCUCCUUUCACAUCUCCCCUCCCUCCCUUCCCGUCGCUCCCUUCCCAUCUCCCCUCCCUCCGUUCGCAUCCCUCCUUUCACAUCUAA
Molecule: messenger RNA, 924 nt
Organism: Closterium sp. Yama58-4
Lineage: Eukaryota; Viridiplantae; Streptophyta; Zygnematophyceae; Desmidiales; Closteriaceae
Source: the annotation of a GenBank genome assembly